This is a messenger RNA of Pterocles gutturalis (yellow-throated sandgrouse), 528 nucleotides long. Its product is annotated as kallikrein-14-like. The annotation marks the transcript as partial. Gene Ontology annotation, molecular function: serine-type endopeptidase activity. Gene Ontology annotation, biological process: proteolysis. The transcript has 3 exons. The record is from RefSeq and is a predicted model, not a curated record. Lineage: Eukaryota; Metazoa; Chordata; Aves; Pterocliformes; Pteroclidae.
GAAUGUCUCGUGAUGGGCAGGGGGCCUUUGGCGUCAUCUUCAUCCUCGCAGUCGGACUGCUGCUGACCACCCCGGCACCGACGCAGGCGCAGGGGACAGGCAACGGAGGCGAUGAGCUGCCGGAGGAGGACGAGUCGCGCAUCAUCGGUGGGAGACCUUGUUCCAUCAACCAACGACCUUUCCAAGUUGCCCUCAUCAAGAGGGGGCAGAUCUUGUGCGGAGGAAGCUUGAUAGACGCCCAAUGGGUCCUGACGGCCGCCCACUGCAAGCAGCCAAUCGGGGCCCUCAAGGUGUUGAUCGGGACGGACACGUUACGGGACGGGACGGGGCAGGUGAGGUCCAUCUCCAAGCUCCGGGUCCACCCGGCCUACAACCCCCAGAAGAACGACAAUGACUUCAUGCUCCUGAAGCUGAACAAACCCGUCCAGUUCAACAACAACAUCAAGAAGAUCCGAUUGGCCACCAGUUGUCCCACGGAUGGGAUGAAGUGCAGCGUCUCCGGCUGGGGAACGACCAAGUCUCCUGGAG